UCGGAACCGUUUUAUGACUGCAAAACAUUGUUGUACAUUUAAGAUACAGGGCAAUACUCGAGCGUGUUAAAGUCAAACUCGACCUGCUUCGUUGCUAGCAAGCUACGCUACAUAUUUAGCAAGCUAGCUUGCUAGGUCAAGUGUACUGUAGCUAGACAACAACAUUAGCCUCUUGCAAACAUGGCUGCGAUGAGAGCUUCCUAUCACAAGCUCCUGGACAAGAUCGGGCUUAUUUUGCCAGCCAAACUGAGACCUCUCUACAAUCACCCUGCAGGUAAUGUAAAUGCUAUUAGACUGUGUGACAGCCAGCGUUAGCCAUGGAUUAUCAUUAGCUACUGGUGUCUAGACCACAGUGGAGGCUGGUGACUUGAAAAAUUGAGGAGGAUGGGAAGCCCACGUUAUAGGCGCUGACAGCACGGAGACAACGUUUGUUGAAAAAAGUCAAAUACGAAUUAUUUUAACCUAAAACAUUUCAAGACAUUUAUACUAUAGUAAAAUAUUAUGCUGAAUGAGAGGGCUACUUACAGUGUUGGGAAGGGUAUGAGGCAUGUGUUCUUCAGAGGCUUGACUUCAGUGCAUGAUAAGGGUUGAGGUGUUCAGAGUCUAGGCUUUAGUUCAGGACAGGCUCCUCAUGGAUGGUGUUGGAGAAGAGCUCAACUCUUCCACUGAGGGCAGGACAGGAUUUGACUGGGAAGACAAAAAGACAUAACACAAGACCUUUAGACAAAAGAGCUAAGAAUGAUUUAGCCUAGUCCAAGAAAGGAUUAAAAUCACAUUGUGUAAUAAUGCGAUUGUGUAUGUGAUUGACAGGGCUACUCACAGUGCUUGGAGAGGAAACAUUCAAUGCGCCAGUGGAUGAGAGGGCACAUGAGACAUGGCUUCAGUUGAUGUCAGGAGAGAGUUUACAAUGGUAGUGGAGUGGUCAUCACCUCUUAAUCAGGGAACAGGAGGGGAUUUAGCUGUAAAUACAAACAGCGGGUACAUUCCAUUAGUUGCACCAUCGUAAGUUUGGGCAACAAGUUUCUCCAUGAAGUUAAACUCGGACAUCUCAGAAUUCACAAAGUCAAACACAGACUGAGUAUUUCGCCCACUUGACACAUCAAAGUAGCAGAAGAAACGUUCCUGAAUAAAGCCCUGAUCAUCCACAUACCUGACAGUAACUGACAACUGCGAGCGACAGCUGAUGUCUGUGAUUUCAUCCAUUUGCAAAAACAAAUUAUACGCCAACCUCUUUUAAUGGAUGAUGUGAUGGAAGCUAUCAAAAUAAUUAGUCAACAAAAAAUCCACUACAUUAUCGUCAGUGUUAGCUAGCCAUUCUGGUGGAGAAAACUGCACUCUGUAGCUAGCUAGCGUCUUGCUACUAAAGUUAUCAAGGCAAAUUGAAAUACAUUGCACUAACUGGACACAUUAUGUUCUAAAACCAAGAAAACAAUAUAUAAUCUACCUCUGUCUCCUGUAAUUUGAAGAAACUAAUUUGAAUUGUAUAAUAUCCAAAAAAUGCUCAAGUGUCUUAAUCUGUCCAACAAUGUCACCAACUCACCAAGCUUCUAAAUUACAUGCGCACACACUUUGAUUGGAUUGACAACAUGUCAGUUCAUACUGCAAAAGCUUUGAUUGGUUGGAGGAUGUCCUCUGGAAGUCGUCAUGAUUACCAUGUAGGUCUAUAGCCCUAUUCGCACGGGACUUGUAUUACUAUAGAACGUCGGUUAUGUAAUUAUUACCCCAGCAGGUACAUUUUUCCAGUGGACGAUUCGGACAUGGAUUAGUUUUACCAAACUGCCCCUGUAAUUAUUUGUUUCCCUCGUUCAAAAUUGACCGUUAUGACGGAAGCCUCGAGGCUCUUCUAGGCGUGAAGAUAUUUCAAAUGUCUAGGGAUAGCCUAAUAUUGGCCUAAUGGCCUUCAGUUCGGAGAAAGUCAAAAUAAUAAUGCAUAUCAGUAAGAACCAUGAACAGUAACCUAUGCAGACAUUGAAUUACCUGACGUAUUUGACAAUUUAUCAAUUAAUUGGCACAAUAUCGUCCACUUCAUAUUUUAAAUGAGAAGAAUGGCAUUAGGAAAGUUUGUUACAAAACAGUUAAUUCAUCUGUAGGCUACGUGCAUAGCACUUUGUUUUAAGCAUCAAUUUGUUACCAUGUUCUUACCCAAACUGGGUGCAGCACCUGUUAAACUCUGUAAUAUCCCUCAAAACACACGAAUUAAGCACGGGAUAAGUAUUAUCAGGGGACCUGGGAGUUUGCCAAAAAACAGUAGGUUGUUAGGGCUAGGAUAAUAACCUUCCUGCCAAGUAAAAAUUACUGACAUGGUAAAUUCGGACGGGACUGAAAUGACGGAUGUGGUGAUUUGUGAUCGUGCACAUUAUUACAUUACCUGAGCUCCCCCAGUAAAUAUUAUCCCAUCCGAAUAGGGCUUAUGGAAGGGGGUGAGGAGCACGAGCCUCGUGUUUUAUUUAUUUAUUGAAGUCAAUGUAGCCAGAGUACAGAAAAUAGAUGUCUUCCGGCAACACCAUGCGCUACCUUAGAGGGUGCUGUUGAGACUACGGUAGACCCUCAUUGCAAAAGUGUUUUAAUCAGGUAUUUGGUGAUGUGAAUAUAUUUGUGUAGUUUUAUCUAAAAAGGACACUUUACAUUUAAAUUUGUUAUUUUUUAAACAUUUUCUGAAAUUCACUAAGUAGGAUGGUUCUCCCUUUCCUCUUCUGAGUAACCUCCAUAGUCUUGGAAACCAGACCCUAGGCCAGAGCAUUUGAGAAUUGUGGGAGGCUACACGGAUGUCUAGCGAGACUGAUGACCGCUGUUGUUGCUGAAGUGGCCUUGCUUAGUGAUUGAUGUCAAAAUACCUUGCUGAAUCUUUUGAUGUAUGCAACCAAUAGCUACUAUUAUCGCCACUCUUGCUUAUCUUAGUGUUUUAAACCCAAACAAAUGGCAAAAUACAGAUUUGGAGCCUCUAAAUCUGUAAAGAGCUAGCUAGCACCAGCCAACUGCUUUUCAGAUUAGUUAUCCCAGUGUGUACAUAUUAUGGUACACAGUAGCUGGCUGCAUGAGUGGGGUUGCAGCGCAGACAUGGACAUCAUUGGUUGCAGGUCACGUGUAGGUUUGUGUAUGUGAGAGGGAUUUUUGGAAUGCAAUAGGGCAACUCCACUGUCACAGAGUGAUGCUGAGACUUAGAUGUUUCACUUUAAAAUGUAUGUCAAACAAAAAACGACGAUUGCAAAGUUAAACAAACCAUACAACUAUAUGCAAAGACUACUUUUAACAAUUUCCACUGAAAUUGGAAAUAGUUUGUGCUGUCAUUCUGUUACUAAACUUUGCAUCUGCAGGUGUUUUUCAAGUAAAUGUUUUUCUAAAAUUUUCGGUGGAAAUUGUUAAAAUAGUCCUUGUGAAUAGAGCUGUAUGGUUUGAUCAACUUUGCAGUGAUUGGUUUUUGUUUGACAUAUACAUUUUAAAGUAAAAUAUCUGAGUCAGCAUCACUCUGUUACUGUGGAAUUGCCCAAUACCAAAGAGAUUGGUAGCUAAGUGUAGCAUUUUCAGCAUUGGCAUGGUUCCUCACAGAAUGAGUGGUUUAAUGUUUUCAAGGAAGUUGGGAGCAAGCUCCUUGUCAUCAUUUGUGGUCUUUGAACACUCACCUACACCAGUAUAUUUAGCUACAGCUGUUACUAACCUUUGUCCUUACAAAAUCUGAUAUUUUUUCUAUAACCUGUGUAUAUCUUGGGAGAGGACAGACUCACCAUUGUGCACAGGUGAUAAGAUGUGUUAUAUGUUCAAGGGCAAGGUAAAUGCUUCUAAGUGAUGACCUUCAGCUUAUGGUGAAUCAUUUCUAUCCUGAUGGGAGUGGAUGACAGUGUACCCAUCCACAGGGCACGAGUGGUCACUGAAUGGGUUUUAUGAGCAUGAAAACGAUGUAAACCAUAUGCCAUGGCCGUCUGUCACCAGAUCUCAACCUAAUCGAACACUUAUGGGAGAUUCUGACGCGGUGCCUGAGACAGCGUUUUCCACCACCAUCAACAAAACACCAAAUGAUGGAAUUUCUCAUAGAAGAAUGGUGUUGCAUCCCUCCAAUAGAGUUCCAGACACUUGUAGAAUCUAUGUCAAGGCGCAUUGAAGCUGUUCUGGCGGCUCGGGGUGGCCCAGCGCCCUAUUAAGACACUUUAUGUUGGUGUUUCCAUUAUUUUGGCAGUUACCUGAAUGUGCCUUCGGCAGACAAAUGUUGUAAAGGGCCAAAGCUGUAACACUGGUAUAACCUGUUGCAUAGCAUCCUAUGUAGGCCUAUCUGGUGUGUAUAUUUUGCUGAACAGCAUGCUGCUCUGUUGUGGUUAUCACUAAUAGUUGCAUGCUGCCAAUGUUACUUUUUUUUAUAUAGGAGGGGGAAACCUUGCACAGAUCUUUUUUUUUUCUUCAAUGAAUUCCUCAUUAUCAGGACCUUAUUGUGGCAGCCUAGCAUGACCAUGGCUUGAUCUAUCAUCUUAUUCAUGGGGUGUGAGAUGUUUCUUAGGAGAGGUCAUUCAGCCUACUUUGGUUACCAAUGGGGUAGAUGGUGAUAGCGGAACAAUUAAAAUAGUUAAGCCUACCAAUCCACAACCAUCAGUCAUAUGAAGUAUUAGGUGUCGAAGAUUUCCCUGCCCUGAACUAAGUCAGAGGAAUAGUCAGUGCAAUGAUGUUUCAUUUAGUGUGCCUCUGACAUAGCUCUAACUGACCUCUUGAUCAGGAUGUACAGUGGGGAAAAAAAGUAUUUAGUCAGCCACCAAUUGUGCAAGUUCUCCCACUUAAAAAGAUGAGAGAGGCCUGUAAUUUUCAUCAUAGGUACACGUCAACUAUGACAGACAAAAUGAGAAAAAAAAUCCAGAAAAUCACAUUGUAGGAUUUUUAAUGAAUUUAUUUGCAAAUUAUGGUGGAAAAUAAGUAUUUGGUCAAUAACAAAAGUUUCUCAAUACUUUGUUAUAUACCCUUUGUUGGCACUGACACAGGUCAAACGUUUUCUGUAAGUCUUCACAAGGUUUUCACACACUGUUGCUGGUAUUUUGGCCCAUUCCUCCAUGCAGACCUCCUCUAGAGCAGUGAUGUUUUGGGGCUGUCGCUGGGCAACACGGACUUUCAACUCCCUCCAAAGAUUUUCUAUGGGGUUGAGAUCUGGAGACUGGCUAGGCCACUCCAGGACCUUGAAAUGCUUCUUACGAAGCCACUCCUUCGUUGCCCGGGCGGUGUGUUUGGGAUCAUUGUCAUGCUGAAAGACCCAGCCACGUUUCAUCUUCAAUGCCCUUGCUGAUGGAAGGAGGUUUUCACUCAAAAUCUCAUGAUACAUGGCCCCAUUCAUUCUUUCCUUUACACGGAUCAGUCGUCCUGGUCCCUUUGCAGAAAAACAGCCCCAAAGCAUGAUGUUUCCACCCCCAUGCUUCACAGUAGGUAUGGUGUUCUUUGGAUGCAACUCAGCAUUCUUUGUCCUCCAAACACGACGAGUUGAGUUUUUACCAAAAAGUUCUAUUUUGGUUUCAUCUGACCAUAUGACAUUCUCCCAAUCCUCUUCUGGAUCAUCCAAAUGCACUCUAGCAAACUUCAGACGGGCCUGGACAUGUACUGGCUUAAGCAGGGGGACACGUCUGGCACUGCAGGAUUCGAGUCCCUGGCGGCGUAGUGUGUUACUGAUGGUAGGCUUUGUUACUUUGGUCCCAGCUCUCUGCAGGUCAUUCACUAGGUCCCCCCGUGUGGUUCUGGGAUUUUUGCUCACCGUUCUUGUGAUCAUUUUGACCCCACGGGGUGAGAUCUUGCGUGGAGCCCCAGACGAGGGAGAUUAUCAGUGGUCUUGUUUGUCUUCCAUUUCCUAAUAAUUGCUCCCACAAUUGAUUUAUUCAAACCAAGCUGCUUACCUAUUGCAGAUUCAGUCUUCCCAGCCUGGUGCAGGUCUACAAUUUUGUUUCUGGUGUCCUUUGACAGCUCUUUGGUCUUGGCCAUAGUGGAGUUUGGAGUGUGACUGUUUGAGGUUGUGGACAGGUGUCUUUUAUACUGAUAACAAGUUCAAACAGGUGCCAUUAAUACAGGUAACGAGUGGAGGACAGAGGAGCCUCUUAAAGGAGAAGUUACAGGUCUGUGAGAGCCAGAAAUCUUGCUUGUUUGUAGGUGACCAAAUACUUAUUUUCCACCAUAAUUUGCAAAUAAAUUCAUUAAAAAUCCUACAAUGUGAUUUUCUGGAGAAAAAAAAUCUAAAUUUGUCUGUCAUAGUUGACGUGUACCUAUGAUGAAAAUUACAGGCCUCUCUCAUCUUUUUAAGUGGGAGAACUUGCACAAUUGGUGGCUGACUAAAUACUUUUUUCCCCCACUGUAAGCACUGUGGUUAUGUCAGUUAAAGGGCAAUUCCACCACUUUUCAACCUCAUGUUCAUUAUCUCCAGCACAAUACCAGUGUCUACAUAUGUGAAAAUGGCAGAUUUACGUUUUGUAUAAACAAAUAUAUAAAGUGAAAAGAUUAAUACCCGAUGACGACAUCAAAAGUUACAACAUUUAAAAAACUGAUUUUCAAACACUGAGAUUCGCGGUGACUUAGGGAGCAAGAAAAUACCCUCCCUCUGGCUAGAAACUCAUUGCAAAUUUAGAAAAUCACUGUUUUUCUUAAUUUUAAUCCUAUACUGUGAUGUCACAGAGAAUAAUGUUUUAGGACCAUUAUUCUUUUUAACCACAGAUCAUAGAAACGUGCAGUUUUCACAAAUGUAGACACUGGUAUGGUGCUGAAGAUAAUGGAGCUGAGGUUAAAAAGUGGCGGAAUUGCCCUUUUAAAUGAGUCUAUGGUAGUGGUAAAAGAGUGCUUCAUGGAAGAUUAUCGUAUGUUAUAACAUUGUUGUGACAACACUAACUUUUUUACAAAGUAUUGUCUGAUAUUUUUUCUGUUCUGUAACAUUUUCUCAUGGAUUGUGUCUUCUCUUCUCUCAUUCCAGGUCCAAGGACUGUUUUCUUCUGGGCCCCAAUGUUCAAAUGGGUAAGGGCUGCAUUUGCUAAACUUGAGCUAUUGCCUUACGUAAACAUGUAGGAAGGUAUUGUCUAAUGAAACUAAUUCCAGGUCACAUGCAUCUCUUCAUCUAUAUAGGGGCUGGUUGGGGCUGGUCUGGCAGAUAUGAGUCGACCAGCCGAGAAACUGAGUCUUUCCCAGUCUGGUGUACUGACAGCCACAGGUAUAGUGGAGUUACUAUAUUCUUCAGUGAGCAACAGGUAUAGUUUUAAAUUAAUCCUGUAUUCUUUAGUCAAACAACUUCACUCCUUGACUAAUCCCAUUUCCCACUUUCUCAGGUCUGACCUGGUCCAGAUACUCUUUGGUCAUCAUUCCAAAGAACUGGAACCUCUUCGCUGUCAAUUUAUUUGUGGGUAGUGCUGGAAUAUCCCAGCUCUACAGGAUCUUCCAGUAAGUGAACCUCUCAGAGCACAUAAAUGGAAUGAAGACCUAUUGAUUGGGCAUUGCCAUAAACAGCCCCAGUAAAUGUUCUAUCCUUGUUGAUUCCUAAAUAAUUAAUCUGAAGGCUCAUAAACUGUUGUAACUAAAGGUCUGUGUUUUAGUUUCUUUGCUUUCUUAAUAUUUAGCUUUAUUUCCUUGGAAGUAUAUGAGGGCAAAUGUAUUAGAAUAAGUUGACAUAAACCUACUUUUUUUUUUUUUUUCGUCUGUUGCCUUAUCCCACACUAUAGGUAUGAGCAAGGGAAGAAGACACUAGCAAAGGAGGCUCACCCUGCAGAGUGUUGAGUGUCACCAAUCCAACUCCCUGGAUCGAAAGGGAGCCUCAUCACUGGCACAAACCCAGCCCCUCCACCCUCGUUCAAUUUUACAGUAGAAAAAAAACAAUGUUCCUUGCUGAAGUUCAUGUAAUUUGCCUGCAUUUCUUCAGGUUUAUAAUGGCAUAUUAACCCUUACCAAAACACACUCAAAUGGUUGUCAUCUAUGCACAAUAUGUUGUAUUUUGAAGUUUUACUUAAUGCGACAAGUUGUAUGAUUGUAUAUUAAUUUAAGAAUAUACACAUUUCAUUAUUAAUAUUUAUAAUGCAUUUUUUGGGAAGAUGUAGCUUUUUUCCAAACUUUUUUUUUUGUAGUCAUGAUACCUCAUGGAGUGGUUUCCUAAGAAUGAAGAUCUUGAAUCUGUGUUGAAUGUGGUUAAAAGGAAUGUCUCCAAGUAUUUAUUUUAUUAGACGUGUCACUUUUUCAUACCACAUGCUUAUCAACUAUUUAUUAAAUCAUUUUGGUAACUAUUUCUACAUUCAUACCUGAAGGAUGAUUAAGCCAUACACGCAUGCCAUGUGGCUGACUGUUCCUUCAACGUGUUGUAAUUGCUUUAACCAAUAUCAGGUAAAAAACAUUUAAUAUAGUAGCUUUUAACUGUAGAUCUAGUGUAAAUGGCACCCUGCCUAUUGCUAAUAGUAACAUGAAAUCACCAGCUUUCUUUCCCUGAUCGUUUGGUAAUGUUAGGUGUUGCGGUCUUUGGGGCUGAAUCUAGUGUGGUACUUAGAGCCAAUAAGGAAAACUUUAGGGAUACAAUGCAUAUAGAAAGUCUACACCCCCUUUGGAUUUCUUCACAUUUUGUGUUACAAAGUGGGAUUCAAAUGGAUUGAAU
Coregonus sp. 'balchen' is the source of this 8572-nucleotide messenger RNA. The record is from the annotation of a GenBank genome assembly. Lineage: Eukaryota; Metazoa; Chordata; Actinopteri; Salmoniformes; Salmonidae.